AUGCCUACCCCCGAACUCGCUUUGCCUGACUCGGAUGAAGAAUCCCCUCGUCCAAAUCUAUUAAGCCCAUGGCGUCCUCCUCGCUCAUCCAUAUCCACUGGUCGCAGCUCGCCUUACGUACCUAGUCGAUCGAUGGCCUGGCGAGAUGAAGCCGUGAAUAACGCUGAGAAGUUGAAGCGUCGCUUUCUGAAGAUAUGGUCCAACUUGUCCCCCUUACAACGUAUACUAGGCGUCUCCGCCCUUGUCAUUCUCAAUGUCCUCCUCAUUCUGUUCCUCGUUUUCAAUGAAAAGAUCUUCGGCUGGCUCGAACCUUACGCUGAACGUUGGAAACAUACCACGGGGGGUUGGACAAUCUUAUGGGCUGUCACCUUCACAACUGCAUUUCCACCAAUGAUUGGCUAUUCGACCUGUGCGACCAUCGCAGGCUUUGUCUAUGGAGUUUGGGAGGGCUGGCUCAUCCUGGCUACCGCAACAGUUGCCGGAUCCUUUUGCUCAUUCGUCCUCUCUCGAACCGUCCUGCGGAAAUGGGUCGAACGCUUGAUCGCAGGCGAUAAACGUUUUGCCGCCUUCACCCUCAUUCUCAAGCACGAUGGCAUCAAAUUGCUGUGCAUGAUUAGGUUGUGUCCCCUCCCAUAUUCCCUCAGUAACGGCGCCAUGUCCACCUUCCCUACCGUUUCACCUGCCAACUACGCAAUAGCGACUGCCAUCGUUACCCCCAAACUCUUUAUCCCUGCCUUUAUUGGCAGCCGCCUCGCCGUUAUCGCACGUACUAGUGAGAAGAUGACUCUGCAAGAUCGGGUAGUCAACUACUCGAGCAUUGGCAUCGGAGCCAUCGUUGGAGCAUUUACCGGGUGGUACAUCUACCAAAAGACGAUGGCCCGUGCGAAAGAACUCGAAGCGGAGGAAGUGGGCAACAAUCAAGAUCCCGCUCGUCGAUCGAGUCACACCCGCCGAUUCAGCGACGAUCCAGAAGCCCAAGCUGCCGCAGAGACCAUUGCCCGUGACGAAGACGAUGCACCCGACUAUUUCGACGUCUCUCCCGGGUUGGAGAGGCCCGAGCCACGCUAUCACGACGAACCCACUGAUGACGAAGAUGUAUUUGGAGCAGGAGAUGACGAUGACGGACAAGUCACCGCCAACAUCGGUCUGCAUGAACAAAAGAAAAGUAGUAUAUAA
Messenger RNA from Exophiala bonariae, 1176 nucleotides. RefSeq lists its product as uncharacterized. The record is from RefSeq and is a predicted model, not a curated record. The coding region runs from base 1 to 1176 and encodes 391 amino acids. Gene Ontology annotation, biological process: mitotic spindle elongation; vesicle-mediated transport. The transcript has a single exon. Lineage: Eukaryota; Fungi; Ascomycota; Eurotiomycetes; Chaetothyriales; Herpotrichiellaceae. Gene Ontology annotation, cellular component: Golgi membrane.